Messenger RNA from Glycine soja, 2030 nucleotides. RefSeq lists its product as uncharacterized. The record is from RefSeq and is a predicted model, not a curated record. The coding region runs from base 82 to 1464 and encodes 460 amino acids. Lineage: Eukaryota; Viridiplantae; Streptophyta; Magnoliopsida; Fabales; Fabaceae. The transcript has a single exon.
UCAUUCUAAAAAACAACCUGCGAGCUUACAUCAACAAGAGUGAGUUAGAGAAGAAGAAGAAAGAGCAACUCAGUAACGACGAUGCUGGAGUUGGUGUUGUUGUACAAGAACCCAUUGCUCCACACAUCCCUAACCCUAAUCCUCGCUUUCACCUUCGCCUUCUUCAAGAUCCCCCUCUUCUUCCUCCACGGCCUCCAGACCUACAUCCACCCCGACUCCCAACCCCAAUCCAACAAUGGCCUCCGAGCCGCCAUCCGCCGCCCCGGCAGCAUCGACAGCUACCAACCCUUGUCUUCCAAAACCGCCGCCGAACUGAAAAAGCGGAACAAGUCCAACAACAAGUCCGAUUUCGAUGAAAACAAUGCUCAGAUCUUCAGAAUCACGCUCGACCACGCCCACCUCCAGUCCCGUCUCUUCAUCGAUCAGUACUGCGUCGCUUUCACUCUCUCCUUCGCUGCCCUUUCCACCCUUUUCCUCCACACCUUCCUCGAUUCCCCCCAGAAUCGUGGGUUCUUCUCCAACGGCGUUUUCGUUCCCGUUCUGUUAUCAAUUUUGAGUCUUUACUCGUGGGGCUCGCUGCUCGCCAAGACCACGUUCGAGAGAUCCGCGUCCAGGAGGUUCGAGAAGCAAUUGAGUGUUGUUUUGGGGGGUUUGGGUUUUUUUUUAGGGCUUUUGUUUGUUCCUGAGGGUUUGGCUUUGGUUUUGGAGUUUCGUUUUGGGGUUCAGUUUGAUGGGUUUUGGAGGGUUUUCGUUGCUGCAUUGAUGGGUUGCCUUUCUGGGUUUUUGUUCAUCCCUGCUUCUAGAAGUGCACGUUGCUUUUGGCUUGGGACUGAUCAGAUUCGUUGCAAUUUGUCGAUGAUAACUUGCGGGAGGUUUACUUGUGCGAUUCUUUAUGUAAAUCAGAUGCUUGUUAUAUUUGUGGCUUUGUUGUGGAUCACCCCUUUGGCUGAGAUUUUUGUAAAUAAGGGAAAUGGUGCGGCAAAGAGUGGAUUUGGUAAUGCCGAGAAAUUGGUGGGGAAUGUGGGGUUCUUGCCUUCUGAUUUUGGUAGCUUCAGGAAGUGGUGCUUGUUGGGGUCUGGUUUGUUGCAGAUUGUGGCUUUGAGGCCUAACCUGCAGAUGUAUCUGAAUGAAGCUUUGUUGUCUUGGUACCAAAGGCUUCAUGCUAGCAAGGUUCCUGACUUGGAUUACAGUAGGGCGAAGAUGUUUCUGCAUAAUCACUACUUGUGCCUUGUGGUUUUGCAAUUCCUUGGCCCUCCUGUGCUGGUGCUUCUCUUUCUUGGAUUGUCUCAGAUUGAUGAUGGUGUUUCCUUUGGAAAUUUUACGAUGUUGAAUGAUUUACUGCCCGGCUUUGCUUUCUUCAAGGAGGUGGCUUUCUUUUUGGCUUGGUGGGCAACCUUUCUCUGGGCAUUGUUCUCUUCGGUGAUCCUUAUGCUACAUCGCCAUUGUGUUUUAUAUGUUUCUUGAUUGAGCCUUUGUUUUCCCGAGUGCUAUUUUAUCGGGCGUUUCAGUGAGCCUGUUAUCGUAACUUGAAUACUUUCAUUUUGGGAGGAGUGUUGUGUUGGACUUGUAACACAAGUUUUGCAGGUUAGUUGACACGGUAUCAUUCUUUUAGGAGAUAUCAGAUUUUCAAGUACAACUGUGUUUUAUGUUGCUUUUGAAGCUUUUGACGUAAGAACCAUACACAAUAAACUGACUAUAGAAAGGCCAAAGUCAUAUGAAAGUUCACAUUCCCUUCAAAAUAUCAUGCAGACUUACAUGUGUUGUAGUUUGUAAUGGUAAAGUCUAGCACUGGAUUAGCCAUCUGAAACAUCUUGACAAUUAGAGGUAUAUCUACAGCUGAAACAUCUUGACAGAUACAUUCUAUGCAAUGGUAAAGUCUAGCACUGGAUUAGCCAUCUGUGUAUUUUACCUUUAAGGUGAGCCUUAUCAUGUUUGUUCAUCAUCCUUUUGACUUUUUGUUUUGUUGUCUGUGCUUCAAACUCUAGCUGGAAACAUUUAUAAACAUUUUUUUAAUUGUUUUUUCUGCCUAA